AUGAAACUACCAACUGCUGUACUGUCAUCAAUCCUGCUUAUUUGUUCAGUUACUAUCGCCAAACCGAUCCGUUCCAGUAAGGCUACAAGUACCCAGUCCAACCCCUCUACAACUCCUAAUACAAACAGCAUAGACUUGGGUAGUCUUGAUUCACUUUCAGUUGACAUGAAGAAUUUGCUCAGAAAAGUCGUAAAAAAACAACGUAGUUAUAAUAAUCAAAAAGCAACAUGCGAAGAAAUAGAGACUGAAUCUUAUAGUCAGCAGAAACAAGUAAAACAUCUGGAAAUAAAAGCUGUCAAGUCCAAAAAUGCACUUUUGAAAAACAAUGGCGAUCUAAGAUACAAUGCUAAACUUCAGAAGGCUGAGCGUAAUCUUCAGAGCGAGCGUUCCAUACUUGUCAAGCUUGAAAAAUCAGAAAAGAAAUGCAAUACUCACUGUGAUCUUCUGCUUCGUGAACUGAAUAUUCUCAGAGUGAAACUCCUAAAGUAUAUUUUCGGAGGCCUUUGGGAUUCUCGACCACUUGAUGAGCAACUUUCGCGUAUCGACUCACAUCCUGUCGUUAGGAAAUAUCUUCAAGAACUAUGUGUCACUGGAUCAUCACCAGAAUGCAAAAAUAGUUAUGGUCAAGAUUCUGAUGCUGAACAAACCCCACAACAAGAGCAAGAGCAACAACAAGAGCAACAGCAACAGCAAGAGCAACAAGAACAAGAUUCACAACCAUCAUCAGUAAUACCAUCUGAAUCUCGUUCCUUUGGGCAAAUGAUCUUUUCUGGUUUACGAAAUGCUGCUUUUAAAUUUAAUGAUGGAGCUGACUUACUCUUGAAGCAAAUCAGACGUGAGAAUUAAUACGAUUGAUCCAACUGAUUUGAAUUCUAAUCUGAUCUGGCUCAACUGUUUCAACUGUCAUUCUGAUUUAAUUUACAAUAAAAUAUAAUCGUAAUUUGACAUUGGAUAUACAUACACCAUGACAUGUGUGACAUGAGUAGUAUAGAUAAGGCACCGAAUGAUACCACUUAUCUUGGCUGAUGUUCCCUGCUAAAAGUUGCCCAAAGUAUCUAAAAGUUGAUCUAGCCUGUGGCAGGUGACUUAUUCGGAAGCCAAUAAGUAACCUCUGUUCGUGUGGAAUCAUUGUUCAAUUGUGUUAUUUUCAUGUCGUAAUUGCUCCCAUUCCUUUUGAAUGUUAUCACCUGGUCACUUCUUAUAACAACAAAUGACUUUUUCAUCGAAUCCAUCUCUAUUUGGAAACCUUUGCUUGACUUGCGACAGUAUUCUGUCAUAGAUGAUGAACCUUUAUUUAAUUCGGAAUCGAUUAUCCAUGGUACUUGACAGUCUUUAAAAUGUUGUUUGAUCGAUGCUUUUGAAAUCAUGCCAUCGCAAAAUUGACACUUUGUUUAAAUCGGCACUCUUU
Molecule: messenger RNA, 1408 nt
Organism: Batrachochytrium dendrobatidis JAM81
Lineage: Eukaryota; Fungi; Chytridiomycota; Chytridiomycetes; Rhizophydiales
Exons: 1
Coding region: 1-846 (281 amino acids)
Source: RefSeq, a predicted model, not a curated record